AUGAAGACCGCCCAUACAUGGCAUCACUCCCAUAACGUCGCCGCUCUAGUCCGCGACGCAAAGGCGAGCAUGACGGCGGAGAAGACGCUGGAGAAAGCGAGAGAAUAUCUGGCGAAACUGGAGAGUAAUGUGAAUUUAGGAGGUAUCAAUGAAGAGAAGAGGCGGAAGAUCAGCGGAUUUAUUAGUAAUCUUUGUACUGAGCUCGAAAAAAAGAGAAAAAAUGGAGAAGGAGAUAACAGCGGUAGGUAUAACACUUGAUUGUAAUCUUUAAAAGACUUUGGUUGCUUUUAACGCAAGUGCACUUUCAGCGUAUUCCACCGUAUCUCCCGGGAACAACGCUGAUUUGAUGUAUGGAAUAAGAAGUCGCGCAAAGUCCGACCCUUCGCGUAGAUUUACAAUGGGAUCCCAAAUAUUUUCGACAUACACAAGUAACCUAUCUCUGACAGAUUCAGAGCAUGAUACCGAUGACGGUUACAAUGCUUCGAGGGAGUCGGAGGAGACCGUUAAGAUCGAAGAGAUCUAUGACCGACAAAUGCCUGUAGGUCAUCGAAUUUGCUUUCAGUCCUUAAUACAUAUAAACUCACUAUACGUUUUAUAUAAAUUUAGUGGGCUCUACGAUUGAUCCCGCAUAUUUUAUUCUUCGCAUCCUUGCUUGUAUCCGUCUAUGGAGGCGCCCUUUUCCUUCAACUCAUCGAUCCAGCAAUGGCCAAGGCCCCUCUGGUACGAGUGGUUUUAAAUUGCUUCGACGGGGGUGCUCGGUUGGGAUGGGGACAACAAACUCCAACCUCAUCUUGGGGCAGAGUAUUUGUCUCCGUUUACAGUAUUUACACAGUGGGGCUGAUCAAUGGAUUUAUGGCAACAAUUGGCUCCAUUAUCACAGAUAUUUAUUGCGUGCAUUGGCCAGUGCUAAUGGCCAAGAUAAAGGGAAAGGUAAGCACAAAAUAUGAGCUCAAAGAAAUUUGUUUUUAGGACCCCAAAGUAAAUGAAAUAGGCCAUGUGAUGUCGUUGAAAGUGCUCCUGUAUUUUAAUGUGUGUAUGAUUAUCAUCGGCUGGUAUAUUUGGUGCUAUCAGUUUGAGCAAAUGACUCUGGUCGACGCAACUUACUCCAGGUAAUCUUUGAAAGAUCAUAUACCGUAAUUGUUGUUUUCGUUUAUCUCAAUCUUCAUUACUUUUUCAGUGUGAUGACCAUGAUGGCUGCCGCUUUCGGAGACGUCCAUCCCGAUCCCAAGAGCCAUUUUCAAUUAAUGGUCCUGAUUCUAUAUUACCUUAUUGGUAUUGCUAUUUGGGGCGGCAUUUUGGUCAUCCUUUCCAGUUAUGUGGAGAUCUAUUACAUCGGUAAAAUCAGAGAAUUCUUGAGGUAUUUGUGGGUAAAAUACCGGAUCAGACGAGAGCGACAAAAGGAGGUGAAAAACUGCUGCGAUUACAACUGCCACAACAAUGCGGCUUAA
Molecule: messenger RNA, 1448 nt
Organism: Bursaphelenchus xylophilus (pine wood nematode)
Lineage: Eukaryota; Metazoa; Nematoda; Chromadorea; Rhabditida; Aphelenchoididae
Source: the annotation of a GenBank genome assembly